AUGAGUCCAGGUUGCUAUUUGUUUGGUAGUUCCCGGUUUAAAUAUCUAAAUUGGGACUUUUUAGAUUCGAUUCAAGAGCAAAUGAACUUCCCGACAAAAUGGCGCAAGUGGAUUCAGGCAAUCCUAGCUUUGGCUAGAUCCUCGGUGUUGAUAAACGGUUCCCCUUCGUUUGAAUUCCAAUUUUCUCGCGGUCUUAGACCGGGUGAUCCUAUCUCUCCUUUCCUAUUCCUCAUAGGAAUGGAGGCUUUUUCUAUAAUUAUGGAAAAGGCUGCGGACGAAGGUAUUUUCCAAGGCAUAAAACUACCAAAUAAAGGCCCCUCGAUUAUGCAUUUAUUGUUCGUGGAUGACGCGCUUUUGGUAGGGGAAUGGGAAAAGGAGAGCGUGUUAAAUAUGGCCAAAUCGAGUCUUUUUGGGAUUGGUGUUUCGGAAGAGGAGGUUAAGAAGAUGGCUAAAGAUAUUGGAUGUCAAAAUGGGAAACUCCCAUGUGUUUACCUUGGCCUAAUGAUAAGAGCUAAUAUGAACAACAGUGCGCAUUGGAAAUCGGUCUUGCAAGUCUUCGACAAAAGACAAGCGAUAUGGAAAAAAUCUAUAUUGUUGGAAGGAGGUCACCUCACUUUAAUCAAGGCGGUUAUGGAAGCGAUACCUACGUACUACUUCUCUCUUUAUAAAGCUCCAACCAAAAUUAUAAAUCAACUAGAGGCAAAAAGGCGUAAUUUUUUUUAG
Molecule: messenger RNA, 723 nt
Organism: Helianthus annuus (common sunflower)
Lineage: Eukaryota; Viridiplantae; Streptophyta; Magnoliopsida; Asterales; Asteraceae
Exons: 2
Coding region: 1-723 (240 amino acids)
Source: RefSeq, a predicted model, not a curated record